Fusarium mangiferae is the source of this 1092-nucleotide messenger RNA. RefSeq lists its product as uncharacterized. Bases 1 to 1092 code for a protein of 363 amino acids. NCBI's taxonomy places the organism in Eukaryota, Fungi, Ascomycota, Sordariomycetes, Hypocreales, Nectriaceae. The transcript is spliced from 4 exons. The record is from RefSeq and is a predicted model, not a curated record.
AUGAGUAUCGACUCCGAUGACGACAGUGGCUGGCUGGACAAUGUCAGUCUCAUCACACAACACCACAAGGUCUUCAUUGUGCCUCGUGUCGAGCAGGAGGAAGCAAACGACUUCAACGUCGAUUUUGAGGAGAAGACCAGGAUAAGCGAUGAGUGGGAUACUGCCCUAGGAAUGGAGUACGCAGUCGCAUCGCCAAUUUCCAUCGAGAACGUCACUUCCGUUAUUGAGGGCAGGGAUAUUUCUGACACGGAGUGGGAAAACAAGUUUGUCACGGAAUUUGCCUGGAUAUGCGAGUUUCUUCCGCCCAAGGAGGAGAUCGAGCGGCGUCACAUUGAUAGGUUCUUGUUUUGCAAGGCCAUCUUUGACCUAGGCAGUGGCCGGGGAUUCAAUACUCCUGACUAUCGAGAUACGCUGCGGGCCUUGCAUAAUCGCCGUCGACUCUGGGAAUUAUGUUCGAAGAUCGUAGAGGAGUAUCUGCCUCUCUCCCAACAGCGCAGCGCACAAAAGCCUGAGGCAAACUCCUCACCCGAGGCCGCGAGAUCCAGGACGACCAGCUCAGUACCUACGAGCACGCCCUCGACAAUAGACUUCUUCAGGAAGCCUAUAAAAAGUAGCAGACCUUGGCCAUGUGAGCCGCAUGAGCUGAGGAACAAGUCACAGAUCGGAGCAUCUUCCAUGGAGACUCUGAUUCUUGCAGCUCGUGGUAGCGAUCUGACUAAUGCGACCCGUUUCGGGGUCGACGCUAAUAUGCAGCGAUUCGAGAUUCAUCUUGAGGAAAAUGGGCGAAAAUGGAGUCAUUGCAUUGGUCUCCGCAGCACGGCCAUGCAGUACCUCUACUUCGACAAGUCAGCGGCCGUCCCUGACAGAAUUACAAGUUGUUAUGUGACUAUGCAGCAAAAUGUCCCCAGUGGUUUACGGUUUAUCAGCCAAAGUCAGACGAUCACUGCUGGAAAGCCUGAAGAAGAUGAAAUGGAGUAUCCUCCUCAAACGAAUUGGGGCGGCUGGAUGACUGGCAUAUUCUGCCAAUGGUCAGAUCGAGAUUCACCUGAUGUCAAGUUGGCCUCUUUCGAUGUGUACUUUGCGGACGAGUAG